Molecule: messenger RNA, 722 nt
Organism: Hevea brasiliensis (rubber tree)
Lineage: Eukaryota; Viridiplantae; Streptophyta; Magnoliopsida; Malpighiales; Euphorbiaceae
Exons: 3
Coding region: 162-479 (105 amino acids)
Source: RefSeq, a predicted model, not a curated record
UAGGUUACAAUAUAAAACAAUUUGCCUGCGUUUGUGAAGGAUCACACGAUCACAGAUUUUCUCUUUCUUGGAUUGCGAGCUGUUGAAACUUUCAGUCUGAUCUGGUCUCUUCUGGGCUAUACCGCCCUGUGGCCAUUGACAUCGAUGAUCGUCAGUGCCCCAUGGACCGCUCUCAAUCGCACAACACUCCCCCAGUCAAUGAUGAAGAAGAUGAAUGGGACACUGAUGGAUUUGUGAUUCCAAGCUUGGGAAUAGAAGGGCCAGAUCACUCGAAACCUGAUGCUUCUGCAGUAGAACCAUCAAAACCUCCUUCUCCAAAGGCUAAAAAAGAAGAGAGCAUUUACCUAGGACCUCACGGGGCUCCACCUUCACAAUCAAAGCAGCAAGAGCUGAAUUCUUACGGCCGUAAACAGCGGUUCAAGCAGAAACUGAAGGAAGCAGAUGGGAGAAUUAGUGGAACAGGGAGGGAAAAUAAGUAGUAGGUGGUGGAAACGGAAGUCCCAAUACGGCAAAAGGGUUCUUCCAAGGACUGGCUAGACCUGCGUUGCUAUGAAUCGCAGUUAGAGAAGUGGUCCUCUCAGUGAGUGGACUAGUUGGUACCUAAUAUUAUCUAUCUAGUUUAACUUUGGCGCAAUCUUGUAUUUUUAAGUUAAGAUAUAUUUAUAGAUCAUGUAUUAUGACAAUAAUCCUUCAUCUAUUGGACCAUUUGGUAUUGCUGCUAA